This is a messenger RNA of Oncorhynchus kisutch (coho salmon), 7933 nucleotides long. RefSeq names its product protein jagged-2-like. Gene Ontology annotation, cellular component: protein-containing complex; plasma membrane. Lineage: Eukaryota; Metazoa; Chordata; Actinopteri; Salmoniformes; Salmonidae. The transcript has 24 exons. Gene Ontology annotation, biological process: heterophilic cell-cell adhesion; Notch signaling pathway; cell communication. The record is from RefSeq and is a predicted model, not a curated record. Gene Ontology annotation, molecular function: Notch binding; calcium ion binding. The coding region runs from base 291 to 3941 and encodes 1216 amino acids.
AGCCAUACCCGGGCUUGGCUUCAACAGUGAAACCAUGAGUGAAACCGACCGCUUGCCUUGCUGUCGAGUGAUUCGACCGUGUUUCUGGUCUGGACCAGCAGUGCGCUGACUCGGCUGUCCUUAGUAGUACGCAUCUUAUGUUUCUGCUUCAUUCGGAGAGAUAGUAGGGGGAUAGAUCACGCUUUCUCAUUGUGCAUGCCAGGAGAAGAGGAUACAAUCACCGGUCAACGGCAGAUUCUUAGAAAUAAAGACAUUUUCCUAAUGGUAUCAUACACUAAUCAAACGGAGACAUGUGGAAUUGUAUGGGGAUUUCGAAGUGUCUGUCAAUAGUGUGUCUUCUGAUGGUGUGGACUGAGGUGUCCCAGUCUUCGGGCUCUUUUGAGCUGCAGUUGAUUGCUGUACAGAACGCUAACGGUCAGUUGUCGGACGGGGACUGCUGCGACGGAGAAAGGAACGCGCAGGAUCUCCACUGUAGCAGGGAUGAGUGUGAUACGUACUUCAGAGUGUGUCUAAAGGAAUACCAAACGGAGGUCACGACCUCAGGCUUGUGCAUCUAUGGAACUGGAUCUACUAACGUUAUCGGUGGGAAUACUUUUCAAUUUAAGAGCACCAAAAACAACCAAAACCGAAUCAACGACGGUGGAAAGAUUGUCAUCCCAUUCCAGUUCGCUUGGCCGCGGGCGUACACUCUGAUUGUGGAAGCGUGGGACUGGGACAAUGGUACACACAGCAACAGUGGUGAGGAUCUGUUAAUUGAGCGGAGUGUCCGUAAAGGAAUGAUCAACCCUGGCGAUGACAGGCAGACUAUCCAGCACAACGGUCCUACAGCCAACUUUGAGUAUAACAUCCGUGUGCGCUGUGACGAGAACUACUAUGGCAACAAGUGCAACAAGCAGUGCCGGCCACGCAAUGAUGACUAUGGCCACUACGUGUGUGACCAGUUUGGGAACAGAGGCUGUUUGGAGGGCUGGAUGGGGCCUUACUGUACAGCUGCUAUCUGCAAGCAGGGCUGUAACCUGCUGCAAGGAUUCUGCAAUGCCCCAGGAGAAUGCAUGUGUAAAUACGGUUGGCAGGGUCCGUUCUGUGACGACUGCUUGCCCUACCCAGGCUGUGUCCAUGGGACCUGCGUCAAGCCCUGGCUGUGCAGCUGUGAGAAGAACUGGGGAGGCCUGCUGUGUGACAAAGAUCUGAACUACUGUGGGACGAACAAGCCGUGUAAGAACGGAGGAACGUGUAUGAACUCAGAGCCAGAUGAAUACAACUGUGCCUGUUCUGACAGCUACUCGGGCAAGAACUGUGAGAUAGUGGAACACUCAUGUGUGUCCAACCCCUGUGCCAACGGGGGCACCUGCCAUGAGAUCCCGUCUGGGUUUGAGUGCCACUGUCCUGCAGGCUGGUCAGGGCCCACCUGCGCUAAAGACAUGGACGAGUGUGCGUCUAACCCCUGUGCUCAGGGUGGGACCUGCAUCGACAUGGAGAACGGAUUUGAGUGCCUCUGCCCCCCACAGUGGGUUGGGAAGACCUGCCAGAUAGAUGUCAACAGCUGCCAUGGACUGUGUCAGAAUGGAGCGACUUGCAAGGAGGGGCGAAGAGGCUACGUGUGUGCCUGCUCACCGGGGUUUGUGGGCCGGCACUGUGAGGUCCAGAGGAACAGCUGUGUCAGCGGCCCGUGUAGAAACGGGGGCAGGUGCCACACCCUGCUGGACGGCUUCAUGUGUGAGUGCCCACAUGGAUACACUGGCACUACCUGUGAGGUGCAGAGUAACCCGUGCAGCCCUAACCCUUGCCAGAACAAGGCCCAGUGCCACCCUAACCCUUGCCAGAACAAGGCCCAGUGCCACAGUCUGAUGGAAGACUUCUACUGUGCCUGUCCUGAUGACUAUGAGGGCAAGACCUGCUCUGAGCUCAAGGACCACUGCAAGACCAAUCCCUGUGAAGUGAUUGACAGCUGUACUGUCGCUGUGGCCACCAACGACACACAGGAAGGGGUGUGGUACAUCUCGUCCAAUGUGUGCGGCCCCCACGGACGCUGCAUCAGUCAACCUGCUGGGAACUUCACCUGUUCCUGUGAACCGGGCUUCACUGGAACAUACUGUCACGAGAAUGUAAACGACUGUGUGUCGUCUCCCUGUAAGAACGGAGGAACUUGCAUCGACGGGAUCAGCUCUUUCCAGUGCUUUUGCCCUGACGGCUGGGAGGGCAUGCUGUGUGUCAUGGAUGUGAAUGAGUGCAGUAGGAACCCCUGUAAGAACGGAGGUCGCUGUGUGGACCUGGUCAAUGACUUCUACUGUCAAUGCCAGGACAACUGGAAGGGCAAGACCUGCCACUCACGUGAGAGCCAGUGUGACUCCAGUACCUGUAGUAAUGGGGGGACGUGCUUUGACCACGGGGACACCUUUCGCUGUACCUGUUUGUCAGGGUGGGGCGGCAGCACCUGCAACACAGGCAAGAACAGCACGUGUGACUCUAACCCAUGUGAGAACAGAGGGACCUGUGUCGGAGGGGGUGAUGCCUACACCUGCAUCUGCAAGGAUGGCUGGGAGGGGCCCACAUGUGCUCAGAAUACUAAUGACUGCAACCCUACCCCCUGCUAUAACAGUGGUGUCUGUGUGGAUGGUGUGAACUGGUUCCGCUGUGAGUGUGCCCCAGGAUUCGCCGGACCAGACUGCCGGAUCAACAUAGAUGAGUGCCAGACGUCUCCCUGUGCCUAUGGUUCUACCUGUGUGGAUGAGAUCAACAGCUUCCGCUGUGUGUGUCCCCUGGGCUGGGCUGGGCCUCGCUGCCAAGAGUUCAUAGGGAUCGGGAAGGCCUGUCGUUACUCCGGCCUGCAGUUCCCUCAUGGCAGUCAAUGGGAGGAGGAGUGUAAUACCUGCCAGUGUGUCAACGGCAGUGUGCGCUGUUCUAAGGUGCAGUGUGGCCGACGGCCCUGUCUGCUCCAUAGAGUUGCUUCCGGUCCAGACAGCAUUGCCCCCUGUCCUAGAGGACAGGAGUGUGUAGAGCACAAAUUCCUCACCUGCUUCGCCCCGCCAUGCCACCAGUGGGGCGUGUGUUCUACCCCUGACCCCCCACCGGCCCUCCACACUCAGUGUGAACCCAACUGUGGUUAUUUGGACAACAGCUGUGCCCGCAUCACACUCAUCUUCAAUAGAGACAAAGUUCCACAGGGUACCAUUGUGGAGAACAUCUGUUUGGAGCUGAGGUACCUUCCCAUCACCCAGACCCUGGCUAAGGAACGUACGCUCCUCAUUCUCUGUGACCUGUCCUACUCCAACAGUGAUGCCGUGGAGGUUGCCAUGUCUUAUGAUCAGGAUGGUCAGGAGCGGGAUGGAAACCGUGAUCAGAUUCAGGAGGCUGCCAGUGCCAUCAUCGGUGCCCUGUCCAAACGACACAACAGCACUGUCAUGCUGGCUGUGGUGGAGGUCAAAGUGGAGACGCAGGUCAUGCCCCAGUCUGUGGACCACCUGGUGCCAGUGCUGUGCGUGGUGUUCAGUAUGCUGUGGAUCUUCUGCAUCGUGGUGUGUGUGUGGUGGACCCGUAAGAGGAAAAAAGAGCGUGAGAGAGAGUCUGCAGUGGAGGACAGCACUGUCAAUAACCUUCUGGAGCCGCUGAGGGUCAUCUUGCCACAGCGCAUAGACAACCUAGACAAAGACAUUCAGUACGAAUGCAAGAAACUCAUGAGCCCUCCAGACCGGACAUGUGACGGGGCUGAGGGAGAGGAGGAGCUGAGGAGGGGAGGGAUGAAGCUAGACAAGUGCUCCACACAAAAGUGCUCAUUGGCAGGAGUGCAGGACAGAGUGAUGUGCAAAGGGGGGGUGAUCUGUACGAUGCGUAGCACCCCUGUGAAAACCCCCCACCGGACAGUGCACAGUCCCAAAGACAACCGGUGUAAAAACCUCAGCGCUGCCAACUUCAGUGAGAAUGUCAAAGAUCAUUAUGUAUGAGCACGGCUAGAGGUGAGACUUCUCAAACUAAAGAUGAUGUCUCUAUGUAAUGGAAAAAGACAAGCACCAAUAGUAAAGAUUUAAGACAUGUUUUGCAUUUCAUUUGACUUUAUUCUCUGUCUGCAACAAGGAGCCUUCUUAUUUACUUAAAACAUUGCAAAUUCACAUUUCAGUAACCAAAAGAGACCUUCAUUUUUUCUUUUCUUUCUUUGGUUUACAAAUUGUUGAUUCUUUUAAAGGAGAGACCUUUUUUUCACAUUGUGUCACUGAGAAGAUUGUGUAUCAUGUGACUUUGGCGAGAGCACUGCCAUUGGAGGCAGGCGUUGCACUACUACAUUACUACUAGUGCAUUUAGUCCUUAUCUGCCUUAACCCGCACUGUGGGCAUUUACUUUGUUCUCUUGGUAUAAUAAUGUCAUUUGUAUAAGUAAAAUUAUGUAAAAGGUUAUAUAUAUAUAUAUAUAUAUAUAUAUAUAUAUAUAUAUAUAUAUAUAUAUACACUACCGGUCAAAAGUUUUAGAACAUCUACUCAUUCAAGGGUUUUUCUUUAUUUUACUAUUUUCUACAUUGUAGAAUAAUAGUGAUGACAUCAAAACUAUGAAAUAACACAUAUGGAAUCAUGUAGUAACCAAAAAAAGUGUUAAACAAAUCAAAAUAUAUUUUAUAUUUGAGAUUCUUCAAAUAGCCACCCUUUGCCUUGAUGACAGCUUUGCACACACUUGGCAUUCUCUCAUCCAGCUUCAUGAGGUAGUCACCUGGAAUGCAUUUCAAUUAACAAGUGUGCCUUCUUAAAAGUUAAUUUGUGGAAUUGAAUGUGUUUGAGGCAAUCAGUUGUGUUGUGACAAGGUAGGGGUGGUAUACAUAAGAUAGCCCUAUUUGGUGAAAGACAAAGUCCAUAUUAUGGCAAGAACAGCUCAAAUAAGCAAAGAGAAACGGCAGUCCAUCAUUACUUUCAGACAUGAAGGUCAGUCAACACGGAACAUUUCAAGAACUUUGAAAGUUUCUUCAAGUGCAUUCGCAAAAAACAUCAAGCGCUAUGAUGAAACUGGCUCUCAUGAGGACCGCCACAGGAAUGGAAGACCCAGAGUUACCUCUGCUGCAGAGGAUAAGUUCAUUAGAGUUACCAGCCUCAGGAAUUGCAGCCCAAAUAAAUGCUUCACAGAGUUCGAGUAACAGACACAUCUCAACAUCAACUGUUCAGAGGAGACUGUGAAUCAGGCCUUCAUGGCUGAAUUGCUGCAAAGAAACAACUACUAAAUGACACCGAUAAGAAGAAGAUACUUGCUUGGGCCAAGAAACACGAGCAAUGGACAUUAGACCGGUGGAAAUUUGUCCUUUGGUCUGGAGUCCAAAUUGGAGAUUUUUGAUUCCAACCGUCUUGUCUUUGUGAGACUCGAUGUGGGUGAACGGAUGAUAUCCGCAUGUGUAUUUCCCACCAUAAAGCAUGGAGGAGGAGGUGUCGUGGUGUGUGGGUGCUUUGCUUGACACUGUCUGUGAUUUCUUUAGAAUUCAAGGCACACUUUACCAACAUAGCUACCACAGCAUUCUGCAGCGAAACGCCAUCCCAUCUGGUUAGGCCUUAAACACACUAUCAUGUGUUUUUCAACAGGACAAUGACCCAACACAAUUCCAGGCUGUGUACGGGCUAUUUGACCAGAAGGAGAGCGAUGGAGUGCUGCAUCAGAUGACCUCAAACAAAUUGAGAUGGUUUGUGAUGAGUCGGACCGCAGAGUGAAGGAAAAGCAGCCAACAAGUGCUCAGCAUAUGUGGGAACUUCUACUUCAAGACAGUUGGAAAAGCAUUCCAGGUGAAGCUGGUUGAGAGAAUGCCAAGAGUUUGCAACACUGUCAUCAAGGCAAAGGGUGGCUAUUUGAAGAAUCUCAAAUAUAUUUUUGAUUUCUUUAACACUUUUUUGGUUACUAUAUGAUUCCAUAUGUGUUGUUUCAUAUUUUGAUGAUAACAAAAAACUCUUGAAUGAGUAGGUGUUGUAAAUAUUUUGACUGGUAGUGCAUAUAUAUAUAUAUAUAUAUAAGACCUUUGGAAAACUAUAAGCAGUAUAACACCUGACAUCAGCAUUAGUUUAGAAACAUAAACAUAUUUUCCAUGACAUGUCAAUGCUUCUAAAGACCUUGUGUAUAUCCCUAUAACAUGCCUUUUGCUCUAUCACUUCCUGCAGGGCUAUGCUUUAUUAUUUCACUAUUUGCUUUGGUAGAAAGUUCCUUCAGCCAUUCUUUUAUUAUUUCAUCUCAUUCAAAGAAUUGAUCCAGAACUUAACAAUUCAUAUAAAGGGAAAAGAUGUCCUUUCACAACUCUUCAUAUUACCAUAAAAGUGUUUCUUUGAACAAUGUAUAUAUGUAAAUAUAAACAUGUCUGUGAAUAUUUGAAUUUAGUAACUUAAGUAAUCCUUUUUAUUAUAGUUAUUCUAAAGAAUAAGGUUGUUUAUGUUUUGUUUGUUUUUUGUUAUGUCAUUCCGUUUUAUUAGUGUCUGUUGACACAGGCCAGGUUUUAUACAGAUUUAUGGACAAUAUCCAGGGUCCCACAUAAUCACAAAAGCAUUGACAGAAACACAUUAUUCUAAGUGCUUGUAUGUUUUGCUUUCUGAUUUGAUUAUGUUCCAACACUUAAAAUUGUCAGUAAGCACAGAUGUUAGUUCUAGUUCUAGGCUUGUCCUUGUCUGCUGCUUAAGUCAAAGCUAUCGAUUGGGAGUUUCCCUUGUGAAUGCUGGCUCACCGUCUCCCAUUAGCUAUGCUACUGUAUGUGAAUGUUAGAAUGUCCUAUUAUAAUGCAGGGGUCAGAGGAGGCUGGUGGGAGGAGCUAUAGGAGGACGGGCUCAUUGUAAUGGCUGGAUUGGAAUUAAUGGAACGGUAUCAAACAUAUGGAAACCAUGUUUGACUCGGUCCCAUUAUUCCAUUCGAGCCAUUACAAUGACCCCGUCCUCCUAUAGCUCAUCCCACCAGCCUCCUCUGGCAUCGGGUGUACCAGUGAAUGGAUGGUUUGUGUUGAUCUGAUACAGAAGCAGUGCUAGCGUGCUCUUAAUCAUCGUGAUUUGGGUCAGAAUCAGGAGUACCUACAAUUAAAUAUCAAGGCCAUUAAAUUCAUGAUCAGAGCAAUCCAGUGGUUUAAUCUUUGUCUGGGCAGGAUCACUCAGUUACCCAGCCCUACAGUGGUGCAUUGGGUUUCUGCUUUCAAUACUGGUCUAAUGAAGGGAACAAGUUUUAUUAUUGUUGUUGUGGUUGUUGUCCAGUGUUUGUAUUGUAUUCUGCUUCUGCACUAAGAAAGAGGAUGUUAAUCUGUUUUGAGCAUUGCCUCAGUGGUGGUAGUGAAAAUUAUUUUUGUUGUUCUUUACAGUUUAAUAUUGUAAUUCUCUGACAAGAAUUGUGUUUUCUAUUUCUUGAUGAUGAAAAAAGAAAAUAAUUCAAAUCAUUACCCAUAUCCAGUCAGCAGAAUCCCACUAGCCCCAGAGAAUCGGCUGAAUGUGCAGACCAUUGUAAUUAUUUUGUACAAAAGAGCAGUUGCGUCUUGGUUUGUUAGUGGAAUCUUUGUUUGUUUUUAGAACAAUCCAAUUAUUUAUUAAAGUAUUUUAUACCAAUAUCUUUGUUUUGUACUGUUUAUAGCAUUGGAAUUUGAACUUCUGUUUCAGUUUUUCAAUUUUAUCACCAUUAGCUUGUCACGGAUUCCUCCGGAACAAUCAUUACGCACGCACACCUGUCCCCUAUUCCCACUGAUUAGUAUUUGUAUAUAUGUGCCCUUUGGUUUCCAUUGGGCUGUCGAUUAUUGUUACAAUGUCCAUUGGUGCGUGUGAGAACCUGUGCUGUGUGUUUUGGGCUUUGUGUUAAUCAUUGUGCACGUGUUAUUUAUUCGAGGUACUCCUCGCUCUUUUUUGGGGGUUUCAACCCUUUGUUUUGUGUAUGUGUUUGUUUGGUCUUCGUCCCCGUGCCUUUACACGGCAUGCCGUCAUUUUGGGUGUAAUAAAAACUCUAUUAUGCAUUCCUG